GAUGCUGCAUUAAACCAAGAAACUAGUCGCAAGCUUCUUCUUCUCUCUUUGUUUCUUAGUUAUAUUGGUUAUCAGAAACCCAGUUAGACAUCAGUCAUGGGUUCAUAUGAUACUGGUUCAUGCACUCCCACAAACACUAAAAUCUCAUUGUCAUUAUUUUUCCUUCUUGUUGGAGCUUCUGCUCAGUUGUCCUCUACUUUCUAUGGAAAAUCGUGUCCUAAUGCACUGUCCACCAUUAAAUCGGCGGUGAACUCAGCAGUGUCGAAGGAAGCUCGCAUGGGAGCUUCCUUGCUCCGUCUUCAUUUCCAUGAUUGUUUUGUUAACGGAUGUGAUGCUUCGGUUCUGCUGGAUGACACACCCAAUUUCACAGGAGAGAAAACAGCAGGUCCUAAUGCUAAUUCUUUGAGGGGAUUUGAUGUAAUCAAUACAAUUAAAUCUCAAUUGGAAAGUCUCUGCCCCAAAGUGGUCUCUUGUGCUGACAUCUUAACCGUUGCUGCUCGGGACUCUAUUGUUGCAUUGGGUGGACCUACAUAUACAGUGCCAUUGGGCAGAAGAGACUCCACCACAGCAAGCCUAAGUGCUGCCAAUUCCAACUUACCCGCUCCCACAUUGAAUCUUGCUGGCCUAAUUACUGCUUUCUCAAACAAAGGCUUCACUGCCAAGGAGCUAGUUGCCCUCUCAGGAUCUCAUACAAUUGGGCAAGCUAAGUGCACAUCAUUCCGGGCACGUCUUUACAACGAAACAAACAUAAACAAUUCAUUCGCAACAUCAUUGAAAUCAAGUUGUCCAACUAGGGGAGGCGAUAACAAUCUCUCCCCACUCGAUGUCACAAGUCCAACAUCUUUUGACAAUGCUUAUUUCAGGAAUUUGGUGAGCCAAAAGGGCCUAUUGCACUCUGACCAACAGCUCUUUAGUGGUGGGUCUACAGACUCUCAGGUGAACGCUUACGUGAGCAAUCCUGCAACCUUCAGAGCAGACUUUGCAAAUGCUAUCAAAAAGAUGGGAAACCUUAGCCCUCUCACGGGCUCUAGGGGUCAGAUUAGGACUGAUUGUAGAAAAGUCAACUAAGUUCUAGAACCAGGGAGCUGGCUUGUUUAUUUCCAAGUGUCUAUUUUGGAUUGUUUGCUUUUUAUGACGUGGGGUUUUUGUAGAUGAAUUAAUUCCAUUAAUAAAAGCAUUUUUCUUGAUGUUUUCA
Molecule: messenger RNA, 1195 nt
Organism: Pyrus x bretschneideri (Chinese white pear)
Lineage: Eukaryota; Viridiplantae; Streptophyta; Magnoliopsida; Rosales; Rosaceae
Product: cationic peroxidase 1-like
Exons: 4
Coding region: 97-1068 (323 amino acids)
Biological process (GO): response to oxidative stress; hydrogen peroxide catabolic process
Molecular function (GO): heme binding; peroxidase activity
Source: RefSeq, a predicted model, not a curated record